CUUUUGACUCAUGAGCUACAACAUUACAAAAAGGAAAUAAAAGAGGAGGUCCAUACCAUGUUUGAUUGCAAUCAAAUACCCCACCCUUCUUUUUGUGAACCACAUGCUCUCUUAGCAUGAUUGAGGCCUUCCUAAUACAUUUUCCCUACACCCCAUUCGAACUCCCAAGAUAAGAGAGAAAGAGGGAGCCACAUAUUCCAAGAGAGAAGAGAAGAGAGAAGCUGGCCGCAGGAUUCGUUUUCCAGCAGAUAGGGUCUCUUGUUUGAUCCAUAACUUGAGCUUCACUCGUCCAAAUAAGGCGUAUGAUAUACCAAAAGAAAGCUCUCAAGACGAGGAAUCUGUGAAGGCCUGGUUUGCAGGAAUCGGAGUUGUGGAAGGCUUCCAAAUCGUCCGAGAAAAACGCAACCUCGCAGGAGAGGAUUUAAUCUUCUAAAGAAUCGAGUUAGCCGGAAAACACCCGUUCUAGGGGCUGUUUUCGUAUCAACGAUUAAGGGUUGAACUAGCACUUUGAGGAGGCUGUUUAACACUCAUAUUUGAGCAAGGAAUCAGUCCCAAAUCCACCUUGACCAAAGAUUUGACCGUUGGACCAAGAAGGGAAAGUUUAAAGCUCAAUUGAGGUUGAGGCUAGAGCUUGCUUCCUGUGCUCGUUGCUCGAGAGAUCAUAUAGGAGGGAAGACUUGAAAUGGACCGUGGUGGCAGGAUUACUAGGAGAAACCCGACCGGCCGUGUACCAGAGGAGACUGGACAGGGCAGUCGAAGGACCUCUAGGGCAUCUAGAGGAGCUGGCCGUGGAGGCCGAUCACAGACCGUGAGUGACGGUCAUGUCGACACAGAAAGUGAAACCUACUGGUCCUAUGAGGACUCGACUUACCAACCGGGGACCGAGCCGGUUGAGACCCCUUACGAAGGGGAUGACGAUGAUGUGAGCGAUGAAGAGGGGGAGAAUGACUCCCUAGCAAGAAUAGAGGCGUUGCUCCAACAAUAUCACCGUGAGCGUGAAGAGAGGAGGGAACGCCGAAGGCGCCGGGCUGGGCAACCUUCGGGCAUGGCUUCACGAGGAGGAAGUCAUGGUGCAUCUAGAGUCCAUGUGGAACCACGUGGAGGCCAAAAUGAUGGAGGUCCAACCAUAAGGAUCUCCAAGUACAUCAAAGAAGCAAGAGAUUUGGGGUGCAAACCCUUUGAUGGAGCAGGGGACAUUUCAGUGGCAGCACAAUGGAUCAAGAGGCUAAAUGAAGCGGCCCUUGACAUGCAAAUCGCGCCGAAUCUCAAACUGAGAAUUGCGGUAAGAUUGCUCGAGGGGAUGGCAUCCAAGUGGUGGGAUGGAACCAAGAACAAGUACGGUGAGACCGUCGUUUGGGAGGACUUCCAACGGGAGUUCUUUGCCCAAUACUAUUCUGAUUUCGAGGUGAAUAAGAAGGUGAGGGAAUACACCCUCCUAACCCAAGGGGGUAACAUGUCAGUGAAGGAGCUGGAGUACAAGUUCCGGGAUCUCGCCGACUACAUACCGGAGUAUGCUUGUGACGAGAACCGCAUGGUGAACCACUUUUGGGACGCUCUUGACUUGGAGAUACGUGAUAGGGCAACGCAAUUGCCUAAUAUGACUUUCGCCCAAGUGGUUGAACAAGCAUUGAAAGGGGAGAAGCAGUGGGAGGAACGGAAGAAGAGAGACGCCGAAGAGGCGAAGAAGAGAAAAUGGGAGAGUCAUGGCUCCCAAGGUUCCAACAAAAGGGGGAACCACGGAGGAGGAUCUUUCCGGGCACCACCGCCACCAUCAAGGGGGAACCAAGGCCCAAGUGGGCAAGGCUCGAGGUCACAGACCUCAGUGGUAACUCGUUGCAACAAUUGCAAGAGGAACCAUUCCGGUAAAUGUCGCGACCCCCCUAGAUGUUUCCAAUGUGGGGAUGCCGGGCAUUUGAAGGCACAUUGCCCACAACUGGGCGGGGCAAGGACAUCGGGACCAAGUAGUGGCCCGACGGGUACACGGAAUCAGACCGGGGCUUCUCAAGCAAGCAGGGGGCAAGGGGGAGCAAGUGAGAGCAACGCGCCAUCCGUGAACCAAGGGAGGACCCAGGCUAGGGUCUAUGCGAUGAUGGAGGCGGAUGCUCAAGCUAACCCGGACUCCGUCGCAGGUUGAGGCUAGAGCUUGCUUCCUGUGCUCGUUGCUCGAGAGAUCAUAUAGGAGGGAAGACUUGGUUCGUGCUUCCUCCAUUCUAUUUUUAAACCUUCCUAAACGUGCUCAUGGAUAUUUUACUAUGGAGCCUGCGUGCUCAUGAAAUGCCUUGUGUGGCCUUUUGUUUUAAACAAUGUUUCCGCUGCGUUAUGAAUUACUUAUUAUGUUUGUUUAUGGAUGUGUAUGUGUGAAUGAUACUCGAGACGCCUUGUAUAAUAUGAAUGUGUUGGACUGCGGUUGACUAUUCGUAUUGUACGGCGGGUUGUUGACGUGUCCGGAUAGGUCCGGGGCGUGACACUCACCUUCCUCAUGAUCUGAUCAAAUAUAUCUUCCAUGCCUGAUUGUUGGGCUCGAAUAGACUAAAAGAUGUCAAUCUUUAGCCUAUAUAAAGCCCCCAAUUCAUCAAACAAGAUCAUC
Messenger RNA from Cuscuta epithymum, 2587 nucleotides. NCBI's taxonomy places the organism in Eukaryota, Viridiplantae, Streptophyta, Magnoliopsida, Solanales, Convolvulaceae. The record is from the annotation of a GenBank genome assembly.